Molecule: messenger RNA, 1884 nt
Organism: Rubroshorea leprosula
Lineage: Eukaryota; Viridiplantae; Streptophyta; Magnoliopsida; Malvales; Dipterocarpaceae
Source: the annotation of a GenBank genome assembly
ACAGUUGAUCCUGUGUAUGAGUUGCUUGGUCCGGUAGUCAACUUCUAAUGUGUGGUUUACAUGCUUUUAAAAAGGGCUACUGAACUUCCAAAUUUUAUAUAUAGUUUUUCCUAAUGAAUCAAGCCCUUAAUUUGUUUUUUCUCUUUGAUCUUCCUCAACUUAUUUGGACCUAGGAUUUUGUUUACUCCUCAAGUCAUGCUAUUAUUCUGAAAAUGUGUUAAUUUCUUCAAUAUAGGAACAUAGCUCAGCUAACCAAGGUCGAAGUUAUGAAGAAACCAGGCCAAUGGGAGGUCCUUAGCAUACCUCCCUGGUGAGAAGACACACUCUCUCUCUCUCUCUCUCUCUCUCUCUCUCUCUCUCUCUCUUUCUCUCUACCUAUCUAUCUAUCUAUCUAUCUCUUAUGAGCCAACUUUCUUUCUUAUUAUGGUAUUCAACAUUCAAAAUGAAGCAAAAUUUAUUAAUUAAUGAGAAAAAAGAUAUAGAAACAAAAAGAAGUAGAACACCUUUUUGAAGUAUUCCAUGUAAAAGAAUAUUCACAUUUCUACCACUGGAUUCCUUGUGCAAAUGUCUCUUGAUAUCAUAACAUGAAUAUUGAAUUUGAAAUAAAUUGCUCUUUAUUUGAUUGUAUGCUGUUUUUCCCUUUUCUCUCUUUCUAAUUUCUUUUAAGAUGACUAGAUGAUUGAGUAUUGGAUCAAUAGUAAAGAGUGCAUUUGAUCAUUUUAUCAUCUCUCCUUUUUUUUUUUUUUUUUCAAUUUUUUACUAAAAAUGACAUGAUUAAACUCUUAUGAUCCUUACAGCCAAAAAAAUUUCUUAUGAUAUUAAUCAAGGUUCAAUUUCUCAUUUCAGUCCUUUUAGCUUUUUACCAAUAACAUUUCUUUCUUCUACAGUAUCAGGUCUAUUGUUUGCCUCAAUUUGCCCAGUUUCUCUGGUGGGCUUGAUCCAUGGGGAAAACCAUACAGGAAGAAGUAUCGAGAUGUUAGUUCUUAUUUCUCCCUUCUGUUAUCUGCUACUAGCUGUGAACUGAAUGUAGAGCCUCUAUCUGAAAUUGCAGUUAGAUUUAUUGUGAUUUCUCCCAACUUUGGCUUGCAGAUGGGCUUUACUAAUCCAUUUGUAGAUGAUGGCCUAAUUGAGAUUGUUGGAUUUAGAGAUGCCUGGCAGGGGCUUCUUUUGCUCGCUCCAAAUGGACAUGGGACUCGUCUAGCACAGGCAAGGGGGAUCCGCUUUGAGUUCAGAAAAGGUGCUGCUGAUCACACAUUCAUGAGGAUGGAUGGAGAGCCAUGGAAACAACCCCUCCCUACAGAUGAAGACACAGUUGUUAUUGAAAUUUCUCACUUUGGUAAAGUGAGCAUGCUAGCCACCCCAUCUUGCCGAUCCAAGAGUGUGCUGGACCCAUCCUUACCACCCGGUACUCAAGAGGAAGAUGAAGAUUCUGAAGAAGACUCGCAUCUUGAAGACUCAGAAGAAAGAAGGAAGUUUGGUGCAGCUGAGACUUUCAAACUUCCUGACUGCAUUGAUAUAGCACACUUAAGUUAAGAAGUCUCUAAACAAGACGUUUCUGAAUUCUGCACCCAUUUUACGUUUCUGUGACUAGCACACAAAUCCUUUUUGCAUUACAUAUACUGCCACCACUGUGGUUCUAUUUUUUUAUUGGUUUUUGGCCCCACAGGAUGAUUUACUAGUUAGAAUGUACAGUCCAGCAAACAAUUUCUCUUAUUGGUGAAUACACCGACAUCCAUAUAGCUUUUUAACUGUAGAUUUCAGUUGAGUUUUAUGGAUAUUUCUAUGGAAGGUUCGGUAAGCCAUCUGGAGAGAUUGUAAGCAAAUUUUAUUCAUAUUAAUGAGAACUUGAGCCAUUCAUUUUACUACUAAAAUUCCCUAGUCCCU